AAAUGUUGCAUGUGCCUUUAAGAGCACUAUGUCCCACUCUACAUGUCUCUCUCUGAGCCUCAUAUGUGUUUGUUGGCAUCAGCUGUCCUCAGUGCUGAAUAGAGCAAGGACAUCUUUUCCUUCACGUCAAUGGGAUUAGAGGAAGAAACACCCUCUUCACACUGCUGGCUGUCAUCUCAGUGCUCAGAAGACAAAAUGGAAAUGCAGUAUGAGCAGAGGACAGGAGGAGGAUCGGGAUAAGUCACAAGUUUGGACUACAAGACUGAUCACUUUUUACUUUCUUAUACUAAAUGACCAAGAAAUUUGUUUCCAAUCUCAAGGGAGGUAUGCAAAUAAUCUGAGGCUGCAGGCUCAGAAACAGCAUCCUGCACCUUUACUUCACUGCUGUCUAAACAAUGGGUGAACCCAGGGGUCAGACGAAGGGUUCAAAUGCUGGAAGCAGCCCUGUAUUGGAACCGCAGUCUGCUUCGUUCAACCCUGAUGUCCCAUCUUCAUCUUUGUCUCCAAAACUUGCCCAGAGCAACUUCAGGAGAGUCAGUCGCACAGAGGACAGCAGCCCCUAUCCGAUCCCUGGCCUAGCACCAGACAUCCUGCACAUGCGAGUGAAAGAAGGAAGCAAGAUCCGCAAUUUGCUACGGUUUGCAACAGCUCGCAUGCAAGGGGAUGGGAAAGACAGCAAUGAGACAUCACUGAGACAAGUGGUCUUCACUGGCUCAGGUAGAGGAGUCACAAAGACCAUCACCUGUGUGGAGAUUCUGAAACGUAAAGUGGGGGAGCUCCACCAGGUGUCCAAGCUCUACUACAAGACAGUGAAUGAGGUCUGGGAGAGUUCACAACAAGGAGAACCAGGUGUAACCGUGCAGAGGACAGUCCCUGCCAUCUGUAUCCUGCUCUCUAAAGACCCUCUGGAUCCACAGGAGCCUGGAUACCAACCCCCCGAAACCCUGAGUGUUCCCACAGAGGACGCAGAGAGACGCAGAGCUCUGCUCAGGCCAGCUCACAGUCCCUCCUCACAGCACACAGCCAAGAGAGUCUGUCUGGAUGACUGGAGUGUGUGUUCUCCAUGGACGUCUCCAUGAAAGUCUGACAUAUGUCAAAAAAAUCAGAAAAUGAACAUUUUAGGUGGAUCUGAAGGUUAUUUUGGCAUGUCUUUUAAGCAGCAUCAAGUUUACUUAAAGUAUGAAAUACCUCUGAAUUUUAACUUUUAUAUUUUAAUGUUUACGUAAGGUAUUCCACCACUAAAGUAAACAACUGCCUCUGCCUCCGACGGACAAAAGACAUUCUCUUAAUUCAUAAUCUGCCUGUACUGUAGCAAUAAAUAUGCAUGAUGAAAUCUAAAUGUCUUUUUCAAAACUUUGUUAUAACAAGUAAUGUAUGUGUUUGAAUUAUGAUUAGCAGCAAUAUGGUCACAUUAUAGUAGUUACAUAAAAUAUAUACAGUAUAUCAAAGCUUAUUCUGAUGCAAAAGGUCAACAAAGUACUGCAAAAGCACACAAAGUUGGCAACAGUCAUUAUGAAUAUAAAAGUCAAGGUUUGCAUCAAGUGUUUUUAUUCUGUUUUCUACUUUUGGAUUGAAAUUAUGUACAUUGUCAUGAAUCAUAUGAAUUUUUUUGUUAAGGAUUUAUUUUCAUAAUGAUGAUGUCCCUUUGUACAGAUGUAGCAUCACUGGAAUAAAUAAACUAUGCAU
This is a messenger RNA of Epinephelus moara (kelp grouper), 1686 nucleotides long. Its product is annotated as ribonuclease P protein subunit p25-like protein. Gene Ontology annotation, biological process: tRNA 5'-leader removal. Gene Ontology annotation, molecular function: RNA binding. Bases 396 to 1079 code for a protein of 227 amino acids. The transcript has a single exon. Gene Ontology annotation, cellular component: ribonuclease MRP complex. The record is from RefSeq and is a predicted model, not a curated record. NCBI's taxonomy places the organism in Eukaryota, Metazoa, Chordata, Actinopteri, Perciformes, Serranidae.